This is a messenger RNA of Indicator indicator, 2819 nucleotides long. RefSeq names its product von Willebrand factor A domain containing 1 (gene VWA1). The transcript is spliced from 7 exons. NCBI's taxonomy places the organism in Eukaryota, Metazoa, Chordata, Aves, Piciformes, Indicatoridae. Gene Ontology annotation, molecular function: protein binding. The record is from RefSeq and is a predicted model, not a curated record. Bases 97 to 1659 code for a protein of 520 amino acids.
GGGGGCAGAGAGAAGGAAGGGAAAUUGCCUCCAGGAGCCAGAGCUUGCACCAGAGCCCAGCAAAACACACGCCAAGGAGCAGUCGGAUCUCAAGGCAUGAGCAGUGCAGAAAGCCCAGCUUUUGGAUUUAAGGUAGUUUGUCCAGGACCAGGCUUUGCUAUGUUGGCCAAGACAGUUCUUUCUCUUGGUCUGUGGCUGCAGUUUGCUGCGGGACAGAGCACACCUGAGAGAGGUCCUCAGCCAUCCAUCCCCAACUCCGAAGGGGACCUCCUCUUCUUACUGGACAGCUCUGGCAGCGUCUCCUACUAUGAGUUCUCCAGGGUCAAGGAAUUCAUGUGGGACCUUCUGCAACCUUUCACCUUUGGCCCCAAAGACGUGCAGACCAGCAUCAUCCACAUCAGCACCACACCCACCACGGAGUUCCCUUUUGACCGGUACCAGUCUGCUGAGGCUCUGCACCAAGCCAUCCGGGACACUCAGCAGCUCAUGGGAGACACCAACACAGGCAAAGCUCUCUCCUAUGCCAAGGAGAAGCUCUUCAGCGAUGCAGCUGGUGCCAGGGCAGACGUGCCCAAGGUGCUGGUUUGGGUGACAGAUGGCUUCUCCACUGAUGACAUCUCUGAGCCCAUGCAGCAGCUGAAGGACAUGGGGGUGACGGUCUUCAUCGUCAGCACGGGGCGGGGGAGCUACCUGGAGCUCUCUGCUGCUGCCAGCCAGCCUCCUGAGAAGCACCUGCACUUUGUGGAUGUGGAUGACCUGCCCAUCAUCACCAAGGAGCUUCGAGAUGCUAUCCUAGAUGUCAUCCAAGCAAACCAGCUCCACGCAGUAGAUGUCACCUCCAGCAGCUUCCAGCUGGUGUGGCCAAAGCUUCUCUCCCAGGAAACUGACUACUACACCCUGGAGUAUGCCCCAAGAGAUGAUCUGGGCAAGAAGAGGACAGAGCAAGUGUCUGGGGCUCAUACAACCCUCCUGCUAAGCAACCUUGCACCAGAAACUACUUACGAGGUGGCUCUCAUCCCAGAAUCCAACGUCCAUUACUUCCCUCCUCAGACAACCAGGGUGACUACACUGGCAGAGGAAAUAAGCCCAGCUCAGGUUCUCAUCUCAGAGUCUGGACCACACAGCUUCCACGUCAGUUGGGCUCCAGCACUGGACAGUGUGAUCAGCUAUCAGAUCCUGUAUGGCCCUCUCCCUGGGAACUCAGUGAAGCUGCUGGAGGUGGAUGGGAAGCACAACAGCACUGUGGUGGACAAGCUGACACCCAACACAACCUACCUAGUGACAGUGACUGCAGUCUACAAGUCUGGAAAGGAGAAAUCCCUGUCAGCUAAAGCAUGCACUCAGGAAGAGGGCUCCAAAGUGAGGCACCUUCGCUUCGAGGACAUGGGUCCCACCACCCUGAAAGCCUCCUGGGACUCUGCUGAUGGGAAGGUCCUGGGCUACAGAGUCAGAUGUCGGCGCCAGGCUGGCCCCUCCUCGGUGCUCAGCGUCUCUCCGCAGGUGCACAGCGUCCUGCUCACAGACCUGGCCUCAGGCACCACCAACAAAGUCUGUGUCAAGCCCAUCUACAAGAACCAGCCCGGCAGGAGGCUGUGCCGCAUGGUGCACAUGCAGCCAGCUACAGAAGCCCAAGGAUAUAAGCAUAGACCGAGAGCGUGACAGACUGGAGUGAAGCAGUUCCACACUCCCACUCCAGGCAGAGCCAGGAACCUUGCUUGGACAAAGACUUGGACAAAAAGGAGUGGCCAGGAGAGGAAACCAGAAAGCUCACAGAUCAUCUCCCAGCCUGCACUGUCCUGGUUGUAAAGCCUAAAGGCUGUUUCCAGCCAGCUUCCCCCAAAGCUGGUCUGGCUUGGCUGGCUGGGUGGAACAACCAAUCCAACUAACAGGUCCCAAAUCUCUACCCUCUUAUAUAAAAAUGCCUGGCAAAUAAGAAAGCAAAGGCAAAGAAGUGGAGCCACACUCUUGCUUGCUUACUGCCUCUUCUCUAUUUAUUAAAUAUUGAUACAGUUUUAUUUUUGUGGCUUAGCAGCAGGUUCAGGACUCAGCUGUUUACUGCCCUAGGCUUUUGUUCUGGGCAUCUGCACUCAGAAAAAAAGAAAACCAAAAUUGCAAGGGGCCAAAUCCAUUCCUGCUGUCACCAACCAUUGAAACUGAUGCUUGACAAAGAGCAGUUUCCCUCCAACUCACUCACUGUAUUCAACAGGUAGCUCAAAUUAGGUAUCCUAAAAGUAUCAUCUCAGGAGUGGCAGGGAGAAGCACUGGGAGAAAGAACAUAAGACAAAAAAAAUAUGUACAGGAUGCAGAGGAGAUUGGGUGAAAGGCACCAGGAGUUCUGAGAAGAGGCACAAAAAGAGGUUGUUUGCCCACUUGGCCCUUGGCCAAGACAUGGGGACACUUCAUGGAGACCUUUUGUAAAAUGCAAGGGCAGUUUAGUGGUCUUUGGUUUAUGGCAGAGCUUGGUUGGUGAUGUCUGAGAAAUGGGACAUGUCUGGAUCACAACCACUGAGUUACUGUGGCAUCACCAAACUGGAUGGGAGCAGCUAUGUGGAGAUUAAUUAGCCUGUUCUGGGACUAAUUAUGGACAGUAAGUCUCCAGGACUGUCAUGCACUCUAAAACUGCUAGCACAUCUUUAGUGUCCUGCCCUGGGCUUCCAUUCAGUGCUACACUUAAACAUCAAGCUUUUGGGAAAGAAGAAUAAAACUGAUUCUGCCACUUUGGCUUUUAGGAAAGAAGAGUAAAAGUGAUUCUUCCACUUUGGCCCUAGAUCUUAAUUUGUUGUCACUAAGCUACCUUUUGGAAAGGCGAGCUGGGAAGA